Cucumis sativus (cucumber) is the source of this 1270-nucleotide messenger RNA. RefSeq lists its product as uncharacterized. Bases 27 to 749 code for a protein of 240 amino acids. NCBI's taxonomy places the organism in Eukaryota, Viridiplantae, Streptophyta, Magnoliopsida, Cucurbitales, Cucurbitaceae. The record is from RefSeq and is a predicted model, not a curated record. Gene Ontology annotation, cellular component: chloroplast. Gene Ontology annotation, molecular function: translation release factor activity. The transcript is spliced from 6 exons. Gene Ontology annotation, biological process: translational termination.
CCAAAUUGGUUUUGUGAACUGAGAAAAUGGCAAACGCAAAUAUGCUAUGGAGUUCCGCUAAGAUUCUUGGAUUUCCUUCUCCGAUAGCAAGCAACGUCCGAUGGGCAAGGUUCGAUUAUACAUUUCGGCUUCGGCAUCGUCCAUUCGAGGGCUCUUUCUUCUUCUUCAACUCCUUGCGUUUCAAUUGCAGCUCCAGUAAUGCAAAUUCAGUAUGUAAUGGCAAACAGUACUUAGUUUUGUCCGACGAAGAGCUGAUGAAACAGUGCGAAAUGGGCACGUUCAAGGCGUCGGGUCCCGGCGGUCAGCACCGCAACAAGCGCGAGUCUGCUGUUCGUUUGAAGCACAUUCCCACUGGUAUCAUUGCUCAGGCUGUUGAGGAUCGAUCCCAGCAUAAGAAUCGAUCCAGUGCCUUAGCUCGUCUUCGUGCUCUCUUGGCCCUAAAAGUUAGGAACCCUGUGGAUCUUGAAGAUUAUUCGCCUCCCCCAGAGCUUCUUCAGAUUCUUCCUCUUAAGUCCACUGUUAGGCCACCGGAAUGUGGCCCUCAAAUUGGUCCUAACAAUUCUAAGUUUCUGCCGGGCAUGCAAGCUCUACUGGAUCUAAUUUCCACACUUGAUGGUUCUGUAUCAGACACAGCUAAGCUUUUAGGGUUAACAACCGGUGCUCUUUCAAGGUUAAUCCUAUCCGAUGAUGCUCUUAGAAUGGCUGUAAAUGAUAUCAGGAUGUCCAAGGGUCUGAAGCCGCUCAAGUAGAUUGUCAAACUGAGCAUAACUUCAGCAGCAAUUGACAUGUAUUACUUCUUUCAAGAUCCCAAGUUUAAAACUUCAUAACCAUUAAGUAAAAAGUGGGAAGCUCAAUGAACUUGUAACUAGAGAGACACUACGCAAGCAACUAUCUUUCUUAUUAUCAUGCUUAGCUCAACCGCUCAGAGCAUUACUCACAUCUUUCUUGAUGAUCGGAGGUUUGUAUCUCCAAUCUCGUUGUUAAUGCAUGAAGGUUGAAAACACUUUCUCUUGUUACUCUUCCCUAUUACUGCAGAUUUUAAACUAGAAACGCUUCGAUUUGAAUCUGCUUUAUCGACAAAGAGUUCUACUUUGUUCGCUCAACUGUUGUCAAUUCUCUUGUAUGUCAUGUCUUGUUCUGGAAAGAGGAAAAAGAUUUACUUUUACUAUAGCCUAUAUGUAAGAGGUUUAUGUUGUUGUAUCUUAAUCUUGGAAAAAUAUUGUAAUGUUUAUCUUAAAUAUUAAAAUUGAAUUAUGCAUUGUAAUGUUCA